Coregonus clupeaformis (lake whitefish) is the source of this 2156-nucleotide messenger RNA. Its product is annotated as calnexin. Gene Ontology annotation, cellular component: endoplasmic reticulum; endoplasmic reticulum membrane. The record is from RefSeq and is a predicted model, not a curated record. Bases 115 to 2001 code for a protein of 628 amino acids. Gene Ontology annotation, molecular function: calcium ion binding. The transcript is spliced from 14 exons. Gene Ontology annotation, biological process: protein folding. NCBI's taxonomy places the organism in Eukaryota, Metazoa, Chordata, Actinopteri, Salmoniformes, Salmonidae.
ACAGACGCAUGGCAGAGUCCUCUAUUGGAGAACACACCAGCUGUCGCCUAGACACCGCCAGGACUAUCACCGGGCCUGAAGGUGUCCCUCUUGGCAAGCGAAAGCGAAGUGACAAUGGAGCUGAAUGUGAGGUGUGUUCUGCUGCUGGCCUUGGGCCUGUGCUCCACGCUGCUAAUGACCACAGUGGCCGCCCACCAGGAGGAGGAGGAGCCUAUCAUGGAGAUGGCGGGAGACGUGGAGGACGAGCUGGAGGACCUGGGCCUUGGGGAGGAGCUUCUGGACGGGGAGGUGGAGCCAGAGGAGGCAGACACACCAACGGGACCACCUCCAGCCCCUAAAGUGAUCUACAAAGCUCCCGAGCCCAUGGGGGAACACUUCUUCGCCGAGUCCUUUGACAGGGGGACCCUAGACAGCUGGGUCCUGUCAAAGGCCAAGAAGGAGGAUAUUGAUGAGGAUAUCGCCAAGUAUGAUGGUAAAUGGGAGGUGGAGGACAUGAAGGACAGCAAGCUGCCCGGAGACAAGGGCCUGGUCCUCAAGUCCCGUGCUAAGCACCACGCCAUCUCAGCCCAGCUCCUCAGGCCCUUCAUCUUUGACACCAAACCCCUCAUCGUCCAGUAUGAGGUCAACUUCCAGCAGGGGAUCGACUGUGGUGGUGCCUACGUCAAACUGCUCUCCCAGACCCCACACCUCAACCUGGAUGAGUUUGUUGACAAGACUCCCUACACCAUCAUGUUCGGACCAGACAAGUGUGGCGAGGACUACAAGCUGCACUUCAUCUUCCGCCACAGGAACCCAAAGACUGGCGAGUAUGAGGAGAAGCACGCCAAGAAACCCGACGCAGACCUGCGCACCUACUACACCGACAAGAAGACCCACCUUUACACACUGGUGUUGAACCCAGACAACAGCUUUGAGGUGCUUGUAGACCAGACGGUUGUGAACAGUGGUAACCUGCUGACAGAUGUGACCCCACCCAUCAACCCUGCCGCCGAGAUCGAGGACCCCGAUGACCACAAGCCAGAGGACUGGGACGAGAGGCCCAAGAUCCAGGACCCUGAUGCUGUCAAACCUGAGGACUGGGAUGAGGAUGCACCAAAACAGAUCCCAGAUGAAGAUGCAGUGAAGCCAGACGGUUGGCUGGACGAUCAGCCAGAGUACACCAGUGACCCCGACGCAGUCAAGCCUGAGGACUGGGAUGAGGAUAUGGAUGGGGAGUGGGAGGCCCCUCAGGUCCCUAACGCCCUCUGUGAGACCGCCCCCGGCUGUGGCGCCUGGCAACGGCCCAUGAUUGACAACCCCAACUACAAGGGCAAGUGGAAGGCCCCCAUGAUCGACAAUCCCAACUACCAGGGUGUGUGGAAGCCCAGGAAGAUCGCCAACCCGGACUUCUUCGAGGACCUCCAUCCCUUCAGGAUGACCCCCUUCAUCGCCGUGGGCCUGGAGCUGUGGUCCAUGUCCAGCGACAUCUUCUUUGAUAACUUCUUCAUCUCCAACGAGCGGCACACGGCCGAGCGCUGGGCCAAUGACGGCUGGGGCAUGAAGAAAGCUGCUGAGGGAGCCGCUGAGCCCGGGCUGGUGAACCAGAUGAUGACCGCAGCAGACGAGCGUCCCUGGUUGUGGGUAGUCUACGUGCUGACUGUGGCCGUGCCCUUCGUCCUCCUCAUCGUCUUCUUCUGCACCGGAAAGAAGGCGGCGGCUCCAGCUGCAGCCGACUACAAGAAGACAGACGAGCCCCAGCCAGACGUGAAGGAGGAGGAAGAGGAGAAGGCUGAGGAGGACCAAGUCAAGGAGGAGAAGAGCCAGCCAGCAGCAGCAGCGGAGAAGAAGAGUGAUGCAGAGGACAGCCCUGCAGAGAAAGAAGAUGAAGAGGAGGAGGAGGAGGAAGAAGAGGCAGCAGUAAAUGAGGAGGGGGAAGAGGAAGAUGAUGAGGCAGCUGAUCAGAAACAAGAAGAUGACGUCCUCAGGAGGUCCCCCAGAAAUACGAAAGGGAGAAAGGACUGAUGUGGCUGCCACAACCCUGGAUCUUCUGAUUUAAACCAACAGGCCUGACCCCCCCCGGCUCCCCUUAUUCCCCCCCGCCCCCGGCUGUCUUCUCCACACAUCCCCCCUCCCAGGACGAUGAAGUGAUCUCUCUCGUCAGGAUCAACAGAAAACAA